Salarias fasciatus (jewelled blenny) is the source of this 1512-nucleotide messenger RNA. RefSeq names its product paired box 2a (gene pax2a). Gene Ontology annotation, biological process: anatomical structure development; regulation of transcription by RNA polymerase II. NCBI's taxonomy places the organism in Eukaryota, Metazoa, Chordata, Actinopteri, Blenniiformes, Blenniidae. Gene Ontology annotation, molecular function: RNA polymerase II cis-regulatory region sequence-specific DNA binding; DNA-binding transcription factor activity, RNA polymerase II-specific. The record is from RefSeq and is a predicted model, not a curated record. Bases 80 to 1312 code for a protein of 410 amino acids. The transcript is spliced from 11 exons.
UUUUCUCACUCUUUUAAAGCUGCAUCACCGAGGCGAAACGGCGACUUCAGUCGAUUACCUUUCUUUCCUUUGCUAUCCCAUGGAUAUUCACUGCAAAGCAGACCCCUUCUCAGCGAUGCACCUAUCCCACGCAGGGCACGGCGGUGUGAACCAGCUCGGUGGGGUGUUUGUGAACGGCAGACCCCUCCCGGACGUGGUGAGGCAGCGGAUCGUGGAGCUGGCCCACCAGGGCGUCCGGCCCUGCGACAUCUCCAGACAGCUACGGGUCAGUCACGGCUGUGUCAGCAAAAUCCUCGGCAGGUAUUAUGAAACCGGCAGUAUUAAACCGGGAGUCAUCGGUGGCUCCAAACCAAAGGUUGCAACCCCGAAAGUGGUGGAUAAAAUUGCAGAAUACAAGCGCCAGAAUCCGACCAUGUUCGCCUGGGAGAUAAGGGACCGGCUACUGGCCGAGGGCGUCUGCGACAACGACACGGUGCCCAGCGUUUCAUCCAUCAACAGGAUUAUCCGCACCAAAGUCCAACAGCAAUUCCACCCAUCACCCGACGGAUCUGUCACGCCGCUCUCCACGCCUGGCCAUACCAUAGUGCCCAGCACAGCGUCCCCUCCCGUGACCAGUGCCUCCAACGAUCCUGUAGGAUCCUACUCCAUCAAUGGCAUCCUGGGCAUCCCGCGCUCCAACGGCGAGAAGAGGAAACGAGACGAUGUUCUCUGGAGUGGCAACCACUUGGAUGGGAGGAAAAUAGGACAUUAUGGCUCUGAUGGCUCAGGCCCGGGCAGCGACUCUCAGGGCAGCGUGGAAAGUUUGAGAAAGCACCUGCGAGCGGACGCCUUCACCCAGCAACAGCUGGAGGCCCUGGACCGUGUGUUCGAGAGGCCUUCUUACCCCGAUGUCUUCCCCACUUCAGAACACAUCAAACCCGAACAGGCAAACGAGUACUCUCUCCCGUCCCUGAAUGCCGGCCUGGAGGAUGUGAAGCCGAGCCUUUCCACCAGCGCUAGCUCUGACCUCGCCUCCAGCGUCUCCCAGAGCUACUCUGUUGUGACAGGUCGAGACAUGGCCAGCACCACCUUACCUGGAUACCCGCCUCACGUCCCCCCAACAGGACAAGGAAGCUACCCCACCUCCACACUGGCUGGAAUGGUUCCUGGAGGAGAUUUUUCUGGAAAUCCCUACUCUCAUCCACAGUACACGACUUACAACGAAGCAUGGCGGUUCAGCAAUCCAGCAUUACUAAGUUCCCCUUAUUAUUAUAGUGCCGCAUCCCGUGGCUCCGCACCUCCCACUGCUGCCACUGCCUACGACCGCCACUAGUCACCCCGGAGACCAGCUCAAACUGCAGGGCCACAGCUUCGGCCUCCAUAUUGUCCCCGUUUGAGAAAAACGCUGAGGUCGAGGGGAGGCGAGGCGAAGUCCCAAACAAAAAACACCCCGUCGUCCUGCGUCGCGUGGAGGACGGAGGGGCGAGGGCGACGCCGGCGCGCCCAGCUUCAGCGUUAAACACACCGGGUCAA